Molecule: messenger RNA, 1883 nt
Organism: Oncorhynchus gorbuscha (pink salmon)
Lineage: Eukaryota; Metazoa; Chordata; Actinopteri; Salmoniformes; Salmonidae
Product: dual specificity testis-specific protein kinase 1-like
Exons: 5
Coding region: 54-1637 (527 amino acids)
Biological process (GO): protein phosphorylation; mitotic DNA damage checkpoint signaling
Cellular component (GO): nucleus
Molecular function (GO): ATP binding; protein serine/threonine kinase activity
Source: RefSeq, a predicted model, not a curated record
ACCUGACACAGCAAGACAGCAGCCAUUCCUGAACUAAACUGACUGAGGUAGAGAUGGAGUACUCCACCAAAACUCUUGCUGCUGGCUGCUUUGGGAAGAUCUACAGGGAGAAGUACAAUGACACCUGGGCUGCAAUCAAGAAGGUGCCACAACACUUAAUCAAUAGGAGAGACCUGGAGAGAGAGUGUCAAGUAUACAAUAAGGCAAUUCAUCCUAACAUAGUGAAGCUUCUGGGUAAUCCAACACUCAAGGACUCUAAGUGGAUCAUCCCCAUGGAGUUCAUCUUUGGAGAAGAACUGGAGACAACCAUCUUCAAAUCACAACAAUCUCAAAUACAGUUAACUCCAUCUGUAAAGGCCACCAUCAUCACAGGCAUGUGUGAAGGACUACUUCACCUACACAGCAAAGAUAUCGUCCAUCAGGACCUCAAGCCUGAGAACAUCAUGGUAGAGCAUGAUUCUCACAGAGCUGUGAUCAUUGAUAUGGGACUGGCCAAAUUCUUCCGCAAUGGCCUAAAUUCUGCUGUGGAUAUGGGCAACGAGGCCUACUCUUCCCCUGAGGUCCUGCAGAGGCGGGGCCAACGAGACCAGCGUUCAGACGUGUGGGCUAUGGGUAAAAUCAUUGCUGAACUCUGUGCCAGAGUCAGGCUGCACACCCCUAGUGUCUGUCCGGCUAUGAUCUAUGAGAUCCUCAGUCUCCAAGGACAGCAGUACUGUAAUGCUGUCUGUAGGAUGGUGCAGAGCGACCCCACAGUGCGAGCCACCAUGGCCGGGAUCAUGCCAGAGAUGCGAAGGGCAGGGGGAGGUGGCAACACCGGGGAGCAACAAAGAGGACAUCUUCCGACACCCUUUCCUCACACUGAGGUAAAAGACCCAUCGCCACGUCCUCAUGCUCCCCCGCUAUCAAGAGCUGAGUGCACAGCCUUGCCAAAGAUUGAGGUCAAGACGACACUGCAACCACAACCCAUACAGCGGUCACCUUCCCCGGCAAGAUGGGAGCAUGCAGCCUUGCCAAUGACUGAGGUCAAGAUGACACUGCAACCACAACCCGUACAGCGGUCACCUUCCCCGGCAAGAUGGGAGCAUGCAGCUUUGCCAAUGACUGAGGUCAAGACGACACUGCAACCACAACCUGUACAGCGGUCACCUUCCCCGGCAAGAUGGGAGCAUGCAGCUUUGCCAAUGACUGAGGUCAAGACGACACUGCAACCACAACCUGUACAGCGGUCACCUUCCCCGGCAAGAUGGGAGCAUGCAGCCUUGCCAAUGACUGAGGUCAAGACGACACUGCAACCACAACCUGUACAGCGGUCACCUUCCCCGGCAAGAUGGGAGCAUGCAGCCUCUCCAAAGCCUGAAGUCAAGAACUCACCAUCUCCCCUUCCAAAGGUAGACCAGGGUAAUGCACUGGUGGUUCCAUCAGGCAUGGUUCAACCCAGUCAAGAUGUCAUGAAACAACUUCUCUUCAAAGAGGCCCCAAAGGGUCUCCCAUGCCCACUCCCCACAACGGGAAAGGUGCGAAUCCGCCGCUAUGAGCAAAGGAAUGGGGAAGUGGAGACUUGGGAGCAAAAUGAGGUAGAGACUGAAGGAGGGAGGAUAGUCAAGUUUGAGAAUGUGAUGUUUAACAACAAGUCAUAAGUAGGUUAUUGAGAGGUUGUGAAAUAGUUGGGAAUUGAUUUGACUCUGCUUCUGAAAUAGAUGGGAGUUGAUUUGACUCUGGUCACUCUCCUUCCAUCCUUCAUUGUAAAAUUCUGACAUGUUUAUGGAGAGGGGGGAGAGUAUAUUUGGGAGGUGGGAUAAACUAAUGGAAGAAUUCUAAUGUCCAGAGAAACUAUACCGGAUGUAUUGUGCCUAAAAACAAAGCGACACAAUAUCCCACUACGU